AUGGAAGGUGUGGAUCCAGACACUCUUCUGGAGUGGCUGCAAACAGGAGUUGGUGAUGAACGAGACAUUCAGUUAAUGGCAUUGGAACAGCUUUGUAUGCUCUUGCUGAUGAGUGACAAUAUUGAUCAGUGUUUUGAAAGUUGUCCACCAAGAACUUUCCUUCCCGCAUUAUGUAAAAUAUUCCUCGAUGAAACGGCUACAGAAAAUGUUUUGGAAGUCACUGCACGUGCAAUAACGUACUAUUUGGAUGUGUCCAAUGAAUGCACCAGGCGGAUAACACAAGUGGAUGGUGCUGUUAAAGCAAUCUGUAACCGACUAGCAGUUGCAGAAAUGAGUGAUCGUACAAGCAAGGAUCUCGCUGAACAAUGUGUGAAAUUGCUCGAACAUGUUUGUCAAAGGGAAACAUCUGCAGUAUAUGAUGCUGGAGGAUUACAGUGUAUGUUGAGUUUAGUUCGUCAACAUGGCCAGUAUGUUCACAAGGAUACUAUUCACUCUGCAAUGUCUGUCAUCACGAGAUUAUGUAGCAAAAUGGAACCGAAUGAUUCCACCAUGCCGGAAUGUAGUGCCAAUUUGGGAGCUCUUCUUGAACAUGACGAUCCGAAGGUAUCAGAGUGUGCUCUACGUUGCUUUGCUGCACUAACAGAUCGUUUCAUUCGUAAAUUCAUGGAUCCAGUAGAAAUGGUACGACAUGGGAAUCUUGUUCAACAUCUGCUUAAUUCACUGGUACCUUCACAUCUGACUGCUGGAGUUUGCACUGCAUCACUGUCACAUAUGAGAAAUGCUAAUUCAGUGGGAUCAAGUGAUUUGAUGGCAUCAUCUUUAGCAUUUGGCUUAAAUCGACCAGCAUCAUUUACUUCCGUUGUCAUUUCAUUAUUGAGUAAUCUUUGUCGUGGCUCAUCGAUUGUUACCGAGCAAGUUGUAAGUUCUCCACUGCUUUUUUGCGCACUAAAAACAGUUCUGACGAGCAAAGAUGAACACUGCAUUAUGGACGCUUUGCGUUUUUGCGAUCUUCUUAUGGUAAUUCUCUGUGAGGGACGAACUGCUUUACCCAAAAGUAUGGGUUCUACUGUGAUUAGCCGUAAUGAAACAGGUCCUAAUUCAUUAGACCGUUCUCAUAGGCAUCUCAUCGAUGCAAUUCGUCAGCGUGAUACGGAUGCUUUGAUUGACGCUAUUGAAUCAGGACAGGUUGAUGCAAAUUUCACGGAUGAUGUGGGACAAACUUUGCUUAAUUGGUCUUCUGCAUUUGGCACCGCUGAAAUGGUGACAUAUUUGUGUGAUAAGGGCGCCGAUGUAAAUAAGGGUCAGCGCUCCUCAUCGCUACAUUACGCUGCUUGUUUUGGUAGGUCAGAUAUUGUGAAAAUUUUAUUGAAAUACGGAGCAAAUCCUGAUCUUCGUGAUGAGGAGGGCAAAACAGCAUUGGAUAAAGCACACGAAAGAAGUGAGGAGGAGCAUCAGAUAGUGGCGAAUAUUCUGGAAAGUCCAAGCGCUUAUAUGCAGGGAGUUAAUGAAGAAAAGAUAAUGAAGGGAAAAACUGAUGUUGCAAGAGAAACAUCAAGUGAAAAAAUUGAUCACGCGAUAGUGCGUCAAUUAUUGGAACAGCUUUUACCAGUUUUAUGCGAUGUUUAUCAGCGUUCACUUGGUGCUAGUGUACAUAGAUCCAGUUUGUCGCUUCUUUGUAAAACUGUCCACCAUAUAUCAGCUGAGUCGAUGGAAUGGAUGGUUACGAAUGACAGCAGCGGAAUCGAUAUUUCUAAUGAUAUCUGCUUUUCUCGUGGGCAACGGCUUGCUGAAAAUCUUGUUAGCGUUCUGAUGAUAGGUUUGGAACAUGAGGACGACACGGAAUCGCAUGAAAAUGUGUUACAAAUUAUCAAGUCUUUGUUCAUGAAAAAUACCGACUUUUGGUUAGAGCAGUUAGUGCGCGUUGGAAUUUUUGAAAAAGUGGAAGCUAUUGCCAAUCAACCAGUGACACCAGUUAAAGGUGGUGCUGUGACAACAAUGGUCAUUGAUGAGAGUGGUCACACAUCAAACUCUUUACCUGUUGCAGUUAUGGAUAACAUGUUUGUGAAAGUAGAUGAAGUUUCACAAGGCGAAAGUUCUGACGUAAAAAAUAGACAGCAUUUGACAACGAAUUCUUCAAAGAGCUUCAAUGGUGAAAAUACAACGUCUUCAACAGUUAUAUCAUCAAUUAAAGAAAAAAAUGAUCAUACGAUGGUCAACGUUCCUGUCCACGAUGAUGAUUCACACAAUACAUCGGUAACUCCAUUAGAAAGUAUAAAUUUUGUAACUUCAUCUACCGUGGAAGCAUCUGAGACCGUCACACCGGUAACUUGCAAAUAUAAUAUCGGCACUGAUCUUUCGUCGGCGAUAGAUGAUCAAUGGGAAAUUGUACAGGGCAAGAGCUAUCGAUGGAAAGAUUGGAGGAUGAUCAAAAGUCGAGAUUCCUUUUUUAUUUGGUGCGAUGCUGUGGCGGUGGAAUUCAGCGAUGGUAGUAAUGGCUGGUUCCGCUUCAUGUUGGAUGGUCAACUUAGCACUAUGUAUAGCAGUGGGAGCCCAGAGGCUGGUUCUGACAACGCUGAAACACGUGGUGAGUUUUUGGAUAAGCUCACAAAAGCUCGGAAUGCUGUGCCGCCAGGCAGCUUACUUCAUUCGAUAUUUAGCGUUCCGGAUAGCAUUAAGAUGAUUGAAAUUGGCAGUUGGAUCUUGGCUUCGCCAAAAGUUAAUGAACUGACUAUAACGAAUCGUGAUGGGAACCAACAGCGUUUGAUCAUUGUGGAGGAUUUGCCAGGUUUCAUUUUCGAGUCAAAUCGCCAAACACGACAUUGUUUUCAAGCAGAGAGGACUCUUGGUUUGGACUUUGUUACUGGGUGGGCUGCACGAGGUGGAGGGCGACGUUUGCGCUUCCGCGCGGAGACUCAAAAAGCAAAACUACAGGAAAUGGCAAAAGAAAUUUGGGACAACUAUUUGAAAGAAGCUCAAUCAAAGCCGCGAGAAGCUUUGGUUGAAUUGCAAAAAGCAUCAUCUACAAUCAAGGUUCGUGUAAGUGAUGCUCAGAUGCCUUCCAAUCAUGAAGAAAUUUGCCAGCGAAAAAUUAGUCGGCUGCCAGAACAUAUGCUUUCGGAACUAGAGAUGGCUCUGAAAUGUAUUCAUUCUUCUGUUAUUAACGAUCGUCUGCUGUCAACUUUUGAGUUAUCAAUAUCUGGAAUUGUUAACGCUUUAUUGGCGUUUCUGAAAUUUGUACAGCGGAACACAGAUUGUGAAAUAGCAGUCAUUUUCCGAAGGGUUUUCGUAGACCAGCGUUCACUGUCUGCCCUUGUAUGUAAAAUGGUGUCGGUUCUAGAUGCCAUAGAAAAAUUUCCGCAAUAUCUAUAUGACACUCCCGGUGGUUCAUCGUUCGGUUUGCAAUUACUUAAUCGUCGUAUAAAAUUGAAAUUGGAACAGUUUAAUCCGAAUACACCGUCUCAGAUGCAGUUGUUAAAUCGAUCGGGUAGAACAAUGAAAGCAGAACCUCUAAGUACAGUGAAGCAGUUGAAGUGUUAUAUUUUGCGAAUGGUUGCUAAACAGUGGUAUGAUCGAGGACGUGAAACCUUUCACUUUGUUGAAGAAAUAAGGGACGCGAAAAAACGUGGAACAAAAAUUUCGUUUACUUACACAAGUGACUUCGAUGACAGAGUCCCUUCAGGCAUAAUUUACUGGUUGGGAACGAACGGAAAAACAGUAGCUGAAUGGACGAAUCCAGCAAGCGUUCAUGUUGUUUUUGUGACAAGCUCUGAUGGUGAACGCUUGCCGUACGGUCAGCAUGAAGACAUUCUAAGUCGUGAAGCCCUCAAUUGUCAUACCUCUGACGACAAAAACGCUCAUUUUACGAUUGAUCUUGGUGUUUAUUUUUAUCCAAAUACUUAUACCCUUCGCCAUGCUCGUGGUUAUGGACGAUCUGCCCUUCGCAAUUGGCUUUUGCAGGGUUCUAAUAACGGUCGAAUAUGGGAUGUACUCGUGGUACAUGAAAACGAUACCUCUUUGAAUUAUCCAGGUUCCACAGCAACAUGGCCAAUUGUUUGUUCAGAGGGGAAAGAUCCUUAUCGAUAUAUCCGCAUUGCACAAAAUGGCAAGAAUGCUAGUAAUCAGAAUCAUUAUUUGUCGCUAUCGGGUUUUGAAAUAUAUGGUGAUGUUGUUGAUGUCGUGAUAGAUGAUUUUAAAAUGCUGGAUGAAAAACCAAGCAUGAACAGCAAGCGAUCCAAGAAAUGUAUCGCUAAUACUAAGGAAGUAUCAGCGAAAGAGAGCUUUCUCAAUAAAGGACUGCUCGUUUCAACAAAUACCGACGUGCGUUUGGCGGCCUUACUUAGUGAUUCCAGAGUUGCACAUUUACCUGGAGGCCAAACUAACAACAAAGUUGUAAGUGGUAUUAUUGGAUCUGACUCGAUGUUCAGCGCGACAAAUGCGAUGAAGAACAGGACAUUUCGCUAUCGGCGUGGUUCGCGUUUACUGGCAGCAAAUAUGGCCGGACGUGGGGUGCGUAUAGCUAACGUACCUGAUGCAAUGGCGUGUCCGGUGGGCAGCCGUGUAGUUCGAGGCCCGGAUUGGAAAUGGGAUGAUCAAGGGAGUAAUAUGGAAGGCACGGUCAUAUCCCUCAUUGAUAAUGGUUGGGUUGAUGUUCAGUGGGAUGAUUGUACAUCAAAUUCUUAUCGCUUUGGCGCGGACGGAAAAUAUGACAUUGAACUGAAAUCUUUUGAAUGGACACCGAGUUUACGUCGAGGCUUCCGAGUUGGUGCACGACGGGAGAGCCAUGCUGCAGCAACAUUGUCUUCCACUGGUACUGGUCAAGUCCCUCCUGGAUUCGUAAGGCAGCUUCCUCCAGUUCCUCGGGGAUUUGUAGAUUAUAGUCCCACAGAAACAUUACGAAAAGUAAAGCCUGGCGGUGCGCCUUUUUCUCGAUAUUAUCAAAGUGUCAGUUCACGUAACAGUGCCGGAAUAGGUGGUUUUGAUCGGAACAUAUCCGACUCUUGUCUUCAAUGUGGUUCACAAGAACACCGUACAAAAGAUUGCGCUAAUGUUUUGGUCUGUUCAAAUUCACAGAAAUCAGAAAUCAAUGCAGAAGAAGGGGAAAGCAGUCCUGAUACUAAGAUUAUCACUACAAAUCAGCUAUCUUCAACAAUUGCACAAAAAUCGAUGUCAACAACAAAUUUGUUUGAUGGAUCUGAGGCAACGAAGCGAGCAUCGGUAGCAUCAACAAAUCAGGCGGCGAGUGCCGAAUCUUUACAGCAUCAGACACCAUCUUUAGAAAAUUUAUUGGCACGUUCAAAAAUAUUCGAUGACCAUAUUCCAGAAGUUGUCUCGGAUGAUAUACCUGCAAUUGAGAGUCAGCUUACAACUGGCUCUUUAACAGCUGUCGAUACUGAUCAAGAAAGCGUUUCUACAAAUAAUUAUGCUGGCUUGGAUACCAGCAUUGAAAGUUUUGAUGGUGCAGUCGCAAUUGUAGAACAGACACAUGAUGUUAAUGUUUCUCUGAAAACGAGCACAUGCUCUGGUGGUUCUCAGCCUGUGUUACUUGAUCAAGAUCAUGACACCUUUGGAGAAAUGCAAAUAAUCAAGCAACGUGAUACAUAUUCAUAUCCUCAAGAUUCGAUUAAAUCCACUGUACAAAAUGAUAUAGCUCUGGUAGGCAAAAGUAAUACAACGUCGUUGGAGGAGGCGAAUGCUCGAAAUUUAGCCAAUUUGAGUGUUAGCGUUCCAAAUUUGGUUGUUUUGCGACAACUUCAACAGUCGGGAGCGAUGUCAAACACUGAGCAAAUAUUCGUGCCCGGUGGUGAUGAUCUGGUGAGGAAUAUUCUGCAAGAUUUGGCCAACGAUCCGUCGCGGCUUCGUAGUUUACGUCGAUUUGCGUUUGCAGGAAGCGGUUUAGCUCUGAUAAAUGAUGGUGAUAAUGCAAUACGUGACUCUACUCAGCGAUAUUUAAUCGAUGAAGGGAAUGGACGAAUAACGGACGAAUCGUUUGCAGCACUGACUCAUGAAGUUAUUCGCAAAAACGCUGAUAUAAAUAGUGAAGCCAGUGAUCGCAUCGACACUAUCACAUCAAUUGCUGGGAUGCAAGAAAAUACAUUUCCCUUGGAGCCUGUGAAAAUCUCAUUGGUGCCUAUGAUGUUGCAGUCAUUUAAUGCCGAACGGAGAAUCAUAACUGAAGAAAAUAAUCUUCAUGAAGCAGCGGCAGAUGAAGUAUCGAGUGCUGGUAGCACAGUUUUUUAUUCAGCUGAUCGCAGAGCAUCUUUAAAUUCCUGUUCGAGAAGGCAGUUUUCAGAAGAAGAUAUUUCCGAUAGAGUUGAUGCAUCGGUGGAAGCAAUUGGAUCAAAUCAAUCAGGUGGUCCCCAAAGGGCACCUGGUAAACCUUCGUUUGGAACGGGUUACCGGCCAGCUUCUGGGACACAGUCUGCUGCUUGCUCACGACGUAGUAUGCAAAGCAGUGGAGGCAGUUUUCGUUCUCGUUUAGGUAGUUACGCAGAUGUUUUACGCACUGUUGUCAUGCAGCAAAUCCUUGAUUCUAGUGGUUCAUUGAAUGGUCUCGAGUUAGAAGAAAUUGAGGAUGACAUAUAUGACGAGGAAAUGCAAGAUGAAGGUAAUGAAGAUGAUUGUGAUGAGGAGUAUGCGAAUGGUUUAUCUGUGGAGGCACUCGCACAAGCAGCAGCUGCUCUUCGUAGGCAGUCUAAUGGAGGAAGUAUUGGAUCCAGUGGAGAGUUAAAGCUUAACUGGAAGCAGAUUGUAAUGGGGGAGGCUGGGAGAUUGAUAAGUGAUCGAGGUUUACGAGUAUCAACUUCUCCAAAUGAGAGCAAACAGAGCAGAGGAGGUCUCAGUCGGAAUUGGGAUGAUGAGUUUGUUCUGAAGCACCAACUCCCCGCUUUAAUUCCUGCUUUCGAUCCUCGUCCAGGCAGAACAAAUGUCAAUCAGACCCAGGAUGUCGAACUACCACAAGAUAUCACUGAGUCUCAGGGCGAAGCAAUGUUUCCUUCUGCUUGUUCAACGCUACAUUCGGAAGAGAAAGAACCAGAGUUGCGUCUAUAUCUUCAAGGGCCUAAUUUAACGAACAUCAAUAAUGUUACCGUCGAAUUGGAUGAUAAUGAUAGAUCCAUAUUUUUCUACCUCCAUCAGCUUGUUCAAAGCGUUGAUUGGGGACAGAAAAAUGAAAGAACACGGCGUGUUUGGGAACCAACAUAUACACUAGUUUAUGGAGAUGCAUGUGAUAAUAAUGAACUUCCCCAAACCGUUAAUAAAAAAAUUGCAGAAAUGAAUAGUAUUCCAGAAAAUGUUGCUCACACAUUAGAAGUUCUUUCAAACCUCUAUCAAAUUGGCGUAAGUGUAAUGGAAUAUGAAAUGAUGACAGAUAUUUUUGUUAGUGAAAAAUUGACUCAAAAGCUGAUGCAAGAACUGGCAGAUCCGUUGAUUGUUUCUGCAAGAGCUUUGCCGCCGUGGUGUGAUGAACUCGUUUUCAAAUAUCCAUGUUUAUUUAAUGUUGAAACAAGGAAUAAUUACUUUCGAGCUACUGCAUUUGGCACUUCGCGUUCGAUUGUAUGGCUACAAACUCGUCACGACCAGAUGCUUGAACAGUCUCGUGGUGCGACAAGUGCUAUAGCAGUAUCGAAUCUUGCUGGAACUCGUAGAGAUGAUAAUUAUCCGGAGUUCCGCAUAGGUCGAAUUAAACAUGAACGCAUUAAGGUGCCUCGUAAUGAUGAGCAAUUAUUCGAAUAUGCUGUUCGAUUACUGGAGUUUCAUGCCUCUAGGAAAGCCGUGCUGGAAGUUGAGUAUAUUGAUGAAGAAGGAACUGGUUUGGGACCUACAUUGGAGUUUUAUGCUUUGAUGGCUGCUGAAUUUCAACGUAAAGAUUUGGCAAUGUGGAUUUGUGAUGAUACGGAUACUGAUCGCACAGAAGAGCUAGAUCUUGGCGAGGGUAUGAAACCAUCGGGAUAUUAUGUUCGUCGCGCUGGAGGACUUUUUCCGGCUUCGUUACCAGUGCCAUCUGCAGAAAAUUCACGUGUUUCUAAAUUAUUUCGAAUUUUCGGUAUUUUUCUAGCCAAAGUACUGCAGGAUGGUCGUCUGGUAGAUUUACCGCUCUCGCAACCGUUUUUAAAAAUGAUUACUAAUUCACAGUUAACUGAAGAAGAGACACUUAAUCUAAAUGGUGUGCUUACUUUGGAUGAUUUGGAAGAAGUAUUCCCAGUCAAAGGUCGUAUAUUAAAAGAGCUAGCUGCAUAUGUAGCGCAGAAACGUUCUAUUGAAGCUGAUCACAGAUUUGAUUUAAACACUCGACGGCGACAAAUCCAGCAACUUAAAUUAAAUAUUAAUGGUUCAGAAUGUACAGUUGAGGACUUAUCACUAACUUUUUGUGUAAAUCCAUCGUCAACCGUAUUCAAUUAUAAGCAAAUGGAACUAAUUGAAAAUGGUGCAAAUAUCGAUGUCACUGCUAAUAACGUUGAACUUUAUAUUGCUGCAUGCACAAAUUUCUAUCUAAAUUCUGGUAUUCUUAAUCAGUUUAAAGCAUUCCGAGCUGGUUUUGAUCUUGUUUUUCCUUUGCGAAAUUUAAGGAUGUUUGUUCCAAGAGAAUUACAGACUUUGCUAUCUGGUGAUCAAUGUCCAGAAUGGACUCGUGAAGAUAUUAUCAAUUUCACGGAGCCAAAACUGGGCUAUACGAAGGAAUCACCUGGCUUCUUACGUUUUGUUGAUGUUCUAGUAGGAAUGAAUGCUAGUGAACGCAAAUCCUUUUUGCAGUUCACAACAGGCUGUUCUUCAUUACCACCAGGUGGUUUGGCAAAUUUGCAUCCACGUUUGACAAUUGUCCGAAAAGUUGAUAGCGGAGAUGGUAGUUACCCAUCCGUGAAUACUUGUGUUCACUACUUAAAAUUGCCAGAUUACAGUUCUGCGGAGAUUAUGCGUGAGCGUCUUCUGACAGCAACUAAUGAGAAAGGUUUUCAUCUAAACUGA
Cercopithifilaria johnstoni is the source of this 8961-nucleotide messenger RNA. The record is from the annotation of a GenBank genome assembly. NCBI's taxonomy places the organism in Eukaryota, Metazoa, Nematoda, Chromadorea, Rhabditida, Onchocercidae.